CAGAGGAUUGAUGCUGGCUCUGAAUGAUUAAUUGAAGCUGUUUUAUUCUUCGUUUUGUGGGUGUGUAGUUUUAAGAAACCUUGAGGCAAAGUCGAUCGUGAGACAUUAUAGUAAGGUUAAAUAGAAUGGUGCGGGAGUUGGAUGCAGAUGGUUCGUUUGAGAGGGUGGUUAGAGAGGGUGCUCCGGGGGACAAACUGGCAGUUAUUGACUUCACAGCUGCCUGGUGUGGACCGUGCAAAAUGAUAGCACCCACAUUUGCUGGUUUCGAGAAGAAAUACACUAACGCUUUCUUCCUCAAAGUUGACGUCGACAAGUGCAAGGUGACAGCCACGAAAUACGGCAUAACAGCCAUGCCCACAUUUGUGAUGAUGAAAAACAUGGUCGAGGUGGACAGGGUGAGUGGAGCAGACCCAAAUGCCCUGGAGGCCAAGAUCAAACAGCACUACUCGGCCGCCGCGGACGUCAGUGGAGACCCGAUUAUGAAGGAUGCACCGCCGGGCAUGCAGUGUCUGAACAGUCUGAUCAACAAGGCUGAAUUUGAAUGUCUGAACGAGGACUCUGGCAAUCCUGGUAUAAACUGUCUCCUUACAGACUCAGCCGCUGUCACAAAGAGCGACUGCGAUGAGCAACUUCUGCUGAGGAUCGGAUUUCAGCAACCCGUGAAGUUGCACUCCAUCAGAAUUGAUCCUUCCCAAUCAGGAGGUGUGGAGGAGGCUCCUAAGCAAAUAAAUUUGUACGCCAACCUAAGCAGUUCCCUUGACUUUGAUUCCAUAGAGUCCUGUCCGCUGGCACAGGAGUUGCAGCUAACCAAGGAUGAUGUGAUAGCUCAGAAGCCAGUAGAACUUAAAUAUGUCAAAUUCCAGAACCUCAACUCCCUCACAGUUUUCAUCAAGAGUAAUUUUGGCGGGGGUGAUGUGACGUCUGUGAAAAUGUUGGUCCUUUACGGAACCCCUGUGAAUCAGACAAACAUGAACGACUUCAAGAGGGUCGCUGGAAAAGCGGGAGAAGCGCACUAGUUAUGUUGUCACGAACCAAGUUAGGAGACUACAGCUACAUCUAGACUCAAAAUGCGAUAUGGAGUUUUGUGAGUGGACUGAAAAAUUGAUGUGAUUAUUUCGGUUCCCUCAGAAUUGUUGAUUUAAUUUACUUAAUUGAAUUGUAAGUUCA
Messenger RNA from Symsagittifera roscoffensis, 1167 nucleotides. RefSeq names its product thioredoxin-like protein 1. Gene Ontology annotation, cellular component: cytosol. The record is from RefSeq and is a predicted model, not a curated record. Lineage: Eukaryota; Metazoa; Xenacoelomorpha; Acoela; Convolutidae. Bases 126 to 1016 code for a protein of 296 amino acids. The transcript has 6 exons. Gene Ontology annotation, molecular function: protein-disulfide reductase activity.